AUGUUUGCUAUCAUACCUGGUCAUCAGAUGCGCAUCGCAAUGGUGCAGAUGUCAUUGUAUAGCCUUGUGACAGGUCAUCCCGUCGUGCAGACGCGCUCGAGCUGUCGCACCUCUGUCGUGGGUGAGGACUGCUAUAAAAAAGUGGUGUGGGCGAUGCAGACGGGCGUCGCAAAGCAUCCAGAGUAUUUUUCUCCAUUGACCAAUCACGGGCGUCGCAAAGCAUCCAGAGUAUUUUUCUCCAUUGACCAAUACAUCCAGCUUCGAGGAUUUCCAGCGGCACCUGCACAGAAAGGCCGGGUUCUCUAA
Prorocentrum cordatum is the source of this 306-nucleotide messenger RNA. The record is from the annotation of a GenBank genome assembly. Lineage: Eukaryota; Dinophyceae; Prorocentrales; Prorocentraceae.